CAGGAAUUCUGCGCUCUCAUUGGCGGAGAGGGCUUGACAGUCGACUUUGGCCGUGUUGCCCAGGACUUUCCCGUCAGAUCUCUUAGGACGGUCCUGAGAACGAGUCACCGGUCCGGGAAGAGUAACAGGGGGGCGCGGCACACCGACACACCAGACAUACUGCGACAACUUCACGGAGGAUAUACCGGGCCGGGGCCAGAGGCCACCAUGAUGGAAUUAGAGUUACCCCCCGCUAAGCAGUCACAGCAGGAUAUGGAUCUCAUUGACAUCCUGUGGAAACAAGACAUUGAUCUAGGUGUUGGCCGAGAAGUUUUUGACUACAGCCAAAGACAGAAGGAAUAUGAACUGGAAAAACAGAAAAAGCUUGAAAAGGAGCAUCAAGAACAACUACUCAAGGAACAGGAAAAAGCAUUAUACGCCCAUCUGCAGUUAGAUGAGGAGACUGGGGAAUUCAUUCCAGUUCAGCAGCCAGCGCCCAUGUUGGCCACAGUAGCCACACAGUCAGUCUCCGCUUCCCUGCAGAGUAAAUCUGAGCUGGGGCAAGGACUCUCCUUUGAUGAAUGCUUGAAGAUUUUAGCUGAUACAUUCCCAUAUGAGGCACCUGCAAUGACCUUCCAAACAGCAAUGGUACCAAAUGCUCAGAUGGAUAACAGCCAGAGCUUUCUCACCACAGAACAGAACCCUGAUCCAGACACUUUGCAGAACACAAGACCCAAUACAGAAAACAUGCAAGAAAUGGAGAAAGCGUGGGAAGAAUUGUUGUCUAUCCCCGAGCUGCAGCAGUGUCUCGGCAAUCAAAUCGAGAGCUUUGUGGACCUGAGCUUGUAUUCAAAUACAGAUGCUGUGAUAGAAACACCUAACAACAACUACGUGUUCCACAACCCAUUGCUGAACAGUGAAAAACCAGCAGAAGACUCCGCUCCACUUUUCUCUAAUGACUUUGUAGGUUCUUUUGCCCCUAAUGUACCAAUAGUAAACACAAAUCCAACAUUCAAUGUUGAAUCAUUUUGCGAUGAUAUAUUUACCCUUAUUGAUCCCAAAGUGACCAAUGUGCCUUUAACAGACAAUUCAGGCCAGUCAUUCAGUGAACUUCUAAAUGAACCUGUCGAUAUCACAGACUUAUCAUUGUGUAAAGCUUUUAAUGGGACCAGUCCAACAGAAUUUAAUGAUUCUGAUUCAGGGAUCUCCAUAAACACAAGCCCCUGUUCUACAUCCCCUGUGCAGUCCAUGGGUUCCUCCAUUUAUGGAGAUGCACAAUAUGGAUACAGCGACUCUGAAAUGGAAGAUAUGGAUAGCACAACUGAAAGUGUACAACAGAAUCCAGCAGAGAAAUUCCUGGUGCCCUUUAUUGAUGACCCAUUGUAUGCACUCUCUCCCAUCAUACCAUUAGACACAUGCUUUGACAUAGAAGUGCAAAAUCCACCAGAAAAAGAGCUACCUGUUAAACCUGGCCAAAGUAAGACCCCUUUUACAAAAGACAAAACACAGAGCCGCCUGGAAGCUCGUUUUACUAGAGACGAGCAAAGGGCUAAAGCUCUCAACGUACCGUUCUCUGUGGAUAAAAUUGUUAAUCUUCCUGUGGAUGACUUUAAUGUCUUAAUGUCCAAGCAUCAAUUCAACGAGGCACAGCUUGCUCUUAUUCGAGAUAUACGCAGACGGGGGAAGAAUAAAGUAGCGGCUCAGAACUGCCGGAAGAGAAAAAUGGAGAACAUUGUAGAGUUGGAAACUGAUCUAGACAAGCUGAAGAACGAGAAAGAGAAGUUGCUUGCCGAGAAGGGGGAAUAUGACAGCAGCCUCCGGCUUCUGAAAAAGCAACUCGGAACCUUGUACAUGGACGUCUUCAGCAACCUACGUGACGAGGAUGGCAAUCCCUACUCUCCUAAGGAGUACUCCCUUCAGCAGACAAAAGACGGCAAUGUCUUCCUUGUCCCAAAAGCCAAGAAGAUUGAGAUUAAGAGCGAACAGAUCUAGAAUCUAGAUCCCCCCCCCCCCUUAAAAAUUCUAGGUUUUUUUAGAGUGGAAGAGCGGGUUGUACUAUAGAGUAGCACUAUUAGAACUAACAUUUAUGCUAUGAAGCACUUAUGUGUAACAAAAAAAAAACCCAGUGGGAUACUGUUGUAAAAAAAAAAAAAAAAAAAAUACAACUACCUGCGAUAAAAUAGUCUUCAGGAUUCAGAAAUGUACGAACUAGCACAUGUAAAACAAGCUGUGCUAUAAGCAGAAGAUUUAGGAGUGAAAAUGUAAAGUUUUACCAGACAAGCAGAUUGCUUCUUCAGUGUAAACGAAGAUGGGCAUUCUGUAUGUCAUCACAUUGUUUUACCUUUUCAUCUAUUUGUGUGUGCUCCCCACCGUAAGUUUGACUAUGUUCCUGUAAUCUGAAAUACCUGAUUGUAGAAGAUUUUUUAGGUCUCUAGCUUUACUAUCAUAUAUAAUGGGUAGCAUUUAUAAAAGUCAGUGAUUGGUGGCAACAUCUCUGCUUUUUUUUUUUUUUGGCUAUAAGGCAACAGCUUACUGUAGAAAGGCGGGCCUUUCAACACUCAUUGAAGCAACUGGAUAUAGGUUAGGGUGGCUUGUUGUCACCUGCAUGUGACGGUAAAAUUAAUGGAAUUACAAUGACUGCAGUGUACCACCUAUGUUAAUGGGGUACUCUGCUGCUCAGCGUUUGAAACAAACUGUUCCAAACGCUGGAGCCGGCCCGGGAGCUUGGGACGUCAUAGCCCCGCACCUCAUGCCGCCACGCCACACCUCGCCCCUCAAUGCAAGUCUAUGGGAGAAAAUGACGUUUGUCACGCCCCCUCCCAUAGACUUGCAUUGAGGGGGUGGGGUGUGACUUCAUUAGGUGCGUGGCUAUGACAUCACAAGCUCCAAACUCCGUUCAAAACGAUGAGCAGCGGAGUACCCCUUUGAAAUCGAUUUGCAGUUUUACUGCAAACCGCGGGUGAUCAGGACAUAGUGGGGCCCUAACCUUAUUGUCAACAAACCUUUUGUAUUAGUUACAAGGUUUUUCUUCAUUUGUAUCAAUGUUUACCUGAGAGAAUGCGCCCGCAUUUAUUUCUUGUCUUCUGGAUAACUGUAAAUAUCAGAACGCAUCCUAUUUAUAUAAAUAUAAAAAAUUUCCUAUUUUAUUUGUUAACAGAUAUACCAAAAAAAAUAAACCUACUGCACAAAG
Messenger RNA from Hyla sarda, 3169 nucleotides. RefSeq names its product NFE2 like bZIP transcription factor 2 (gene NFE2L2). Gene Ontology annotation, molecular function: RNA polymerase II cis-regulatory region sequence-specific DNA binding; DNA-binding transcription factor activity, RNA polymerase II-specific. The transcript has 5 exons. The coding region runs from base 208 to 1971 and encodes 587 amino acids. Gene Ontology annotation, cellular component: nucleus. Lineage: Eukaryota; Metazoa; Chordata; Amphibia; Anura; Hylidae. Gene Ontology annotation, biological process: regulation of transcription by RNA polymerase II; cellular response to oxidative stress. The record is from RefSeq and is a predicted model, not a curated record.